AUGGCCCCCGCCUGGCUUGAAAAAUACAUUACACAACACCGGACUCGCGACGCAGCACCGAGCAGCCUGCGUUGGAAAUGCAUUACACCGUCCUCCAAGGCCACCGCCGGAUCCUGGGCGUACAGGGAGGGCGACAGGACAUCGCGCUACGAAGUAAAACGACGAGCCGUACUCGGAGUAUGGGGAGACAAGUGUGAUGUCACGGCGCCUGUCGACGGAGACAGGGAAGUGGCCGUGAUCGACUUCCACACCUUUCCCCUCAAGACCGAAAUCCAAUUUCCGCAGCGCAAUCAUGAGAUCGUCAUCAAGGCAAACGAGGGACACUACGAGUCGAGCGGCGGGCUCGGUCGUUUGCACUGGAAACCAACAGGUAUGGUUGCGUAUGGAGAGGCUUCGUGGGAGCUCAGGGACGAGUCGGAUCUGGUCAUGUCAGUGGCGAUCGACGACAACCAAUUGAACGGGCUUAUUUGCAUCUGGAGAGAUGGACUUGACCAGCAGACGGUUGAGGAACUUGUGGUUGUCGGAAUCUCCCAGGUUGAGGAUUACAAGAAAUUGAAUCGGAAGGCUAAGAUUUCCGCUGUCGGUGCCGGCACCAAUGCCGCAUGGCUGGUUGGUGGCGCGGUGUGA
Messenger RNA from Colletotrichum destructivum, 627 nucleotides. RefSeq lists its product as uncharacterized. The coding region runs from base 1 to 627 and encodes 208 amino acids. The record is from RefSeq and is a predicted model, not a curated record. The transcript is spliced from 2 exons. NCBI's taxonomy places the organism in Eukaryota, Fungi, Ascomycota, Sordariomycetes, Glomerellales, Glomerellaceae.